GUGCUUCCGAUACCGGCAGGGAUUUAAGGCUGGCGGGUGCCCGGGACCGCCACACCUGAGCCAUGGCUGCGAUGCUGAGCCUCGUCCUGCUGCUGGCGGCUGGCGGUGUCCGCGCCGCGGUGCUGCCGGACUCCCGGGUGGUCAACGGGCAAGAUGCAGAGCCCUACAGCUGGCCCUGGCAGAUCUCGCUGCAGUACGAGCGGGACGGCACCUUCCGCCACACCUGCGGGGGCACCUUGAUCGCUGCCAACUGGGUGAUGACGGCCGCGCACUGCAUCUCCAACUCCCGCACGUACCAGGUGGUGCUGGGCGAGUAUGACAUGAGCGCCGGGGAGGGUCCCGAGCAGCGCAUCCCCGUGAACUCCGACGACAUCUUCGUGCAUCCCAAGUGGCUCAGCUUCUGCGCGGCGUGCGGCAAUGACAUCGCCCUGAUGAAGCUGCAGCGCCCGGCCGCGCUCUCGGCGGAGGUGCAGGUGGGGCGCCUGCCGCCUGCCGGCUCCAUCCUGCCCAACGGGUACCCCUGCGUGCUCAGCGGCUGGGGACGGCUCACCACUGGGGGGUCGCUGCCGGACCGGCUGCAGCAGGCAGAGCUGCCCGUGGUGGACUAUGAGCACUGCACCCAGCCCGACUGGUGGGGGGCUCUGGCCAUCCGCCAAACCAUGAUCUGUGCCGGCGGCGCCGAGAAGGCCGGAUGCAACGGUGACUCCGGGGGCCCCCUGAACUGCCAAGCUGAGGAUGGCACCUGGGAGGUCCAUGGCAUCGCCAGCUUCGUGUCAGCCCUGGGCUGCAACGCCGCCAAGAAACCCACCGUGUUCACCCGCGUGUCCGCCUUCGAGGACUGGAUUGCAGAGACCAUGAGAGACAACUGAGGGCAGCAGCGUCCUUGUCGUCACUCCCCCGGCCUGGCACCGGGCAAAUAAACUACCACCAGCUGGCACCUGUGUG
Oenanthe melanoleuca is the source of this 945-nucleotide messenger RNA. RefSeq names its product proproteinase E-like. Gene Ontology annotation, molecular function: serine-type endopeptidase activity. Lineage: Eukaryota; Metazoa; Chordata; Aves; Passeriformes; Muscicapidae. The coding region runs from base 63 to 869 and encodes 268 amino acids. The transcript has 8 exons. Gene Ontology annotation, biological process: proteolysis. The record is from RefSeq and is a predicted model, not a curated record.